GGAUUUAUGAUAGUAUUAGCGAAGAAACAAUAGAAUUGGUGUCUAAAAAAUAUGACAUCUCUGUAAAAGGCAGAGUUGAUUUUACCAUUAGUCAAGGUAGUAAUAUUCUCUGCGUAAUUGAAGCAAAAAUGCAUGACAUAGAGUAUGGAUUAUGCCAAAAUCUAGUUCAAGCAAAGACUGCUUGGGAGGGAACGAAACGAAAACGGGAAGAAAUUGAAUACAUGUAUGGCAUGGUGAAAAGUGGUAUUUCACCAUGGUAA
Molecule: messenger RNA, 260 nt
Organism: Racocetra fulgida
Lineage: Eukaryota; Fungi; Glomeromycota; Glomeromycetes; Diversisporales; Gigasporaceae
Source: the annotation of a GenBank genome assembly